AUGAUCCCUGUUCAGUCCUUCACAGGUGGGGUUGCUGGUCACAGGUGGGGCUGCUGGUCACAAGUGGGGCUGCUGGUCAUAGGUGGGGCUGCUGGUCACAGGUGGGGCUGCUGGUCACAGGUGGGGCUGCUGGUCACAGGUGGGGCUGCUGGUCCUGGUGCCUGGUGCUGGCGUGACGGCGCUGGUGCUGGUGCCUGGUGCUGGCGGCUGGCGCUGGUGCUGGUGCCUGGUGCUGGCGUUGGCGCUGGUGCUGGUGCCUGGUGCUGGCGGCUGGCGCUGGUGCUAGUGCCUGGUGCAGCAUUCCGCCGCCACUCCCUUCCCCCUUUCCCUCUCCCCCCCAUAGCGUUCCGCCGCCAAUCCCUUCCCCUCCUCCCUCUCCUACCCACAGCGACCGCCGCUGCACACGCGAACAGUCGCGAUGGGGGGGGGUGA
This is a messenger RNA of Closterium sp. Naga37s-1, 432 nucleotides long. The record is from the annotation of a GenBank genome assembly. NCBI's taxonomy places the organism in Eukaryota, Viridiplantae, Streptophyta, Zygnematophyceae, Desmidiales, Closteriaceae.